GAAACAAGCGACUGAAGCCGCGAGAGGCUCGAAAAACCGCUGGAAGUGAGCUCAGCCGCUUUCGCUCAUUUGAAGCUACGCAGCUUAGAGAACACGAAGGAGACGAAAAGAGCUAGUUUCAACUCAAGAGACCCGGCUUCUUCUUCACCUUCGGUUUCACUUAAAUGGAUGCAAUGACGGACUCGGCCGUGGACAGCAAGGCGGAGGUUAAGCAAGGCACGAAAUAUGUGAAGGAGACGGAGAACGUGGCGGAGAAAUAUUCCGCGUUGACCGUCAGCAAGAACAGCAGCGACGUGAACAUGAACGUCGGAGAGAUGCCCUCCGCAGCCUUCACCGCAGUACCGACGCUGAAAUCCGUGAAGAAGAUUCAGUUUGCAAAUGCGGAGGACAAACAGGAGUUUAGCAAGUUUCCGACUAAAGCGGGCCGCCGCUCUCUCUCCAGGUCCAUCUCGCAGUCAUCCACAGACAGCUACAGCUCAGCUGCAUCUUACACCGACAGCUCGGAUGAUGAAACCUCCCCCCGGGACAAAGCCCAGGUCAACACCCACGGCAGCACCGACUUCUGCGUAAAGAACAUCAAACAGGCGGAGUUUGGCCGGCGAGAAAUUGAAAUCGCAGAGCAAGACAUGUCUGCACUGAUUUCCUUGAGGAAGAGAGCUCAGGGAGAGAAACCACUGGCGGGGGCCAAGAUAGUGGGCUGCACCCAUAUAACUGCUCAGACAGCUGUCUUGAUUGAAACCCUGGUGGCUCUUGGGGCCCAGUGUCGCUGGACUGCCUGUAACAUCUACUCCACUCAAAACGAGGUGGCAGCUGCUCUCGCUGAGAUAGGCGUAGCUGUGUUUGCAUGGAAGGGUGAAUCAGAGGACGACUUCUGGUGGUGCAUCGAUCGCAGUGUCAACACUGAGGGCUGGCAAGCCAACAUGAUCUUGGACGACGGGGGAGAUUUAACUCACUGGGUGUACAAGAAGUAUCCCAGUGUCUUCAAAAAAGUCCGGGGCAUCGUAGAGGAGAGUGUCACUGGUGUUCACAGACUGUACCAGCUGUCAAAGGCUGGCAAGCUGUGUGUCCCUGCAAUGAAUGUGAAUGACUCUGUUACCAAGCAGAAGUUUGACAAUCUGUACUGCUGCCGUGAAUCCAUCCUGGACGGCUUGAAGAGGACCACAGAUAUAAUGUUUGGAGGAAAACAAGUGGUUGUGUGUGGUUAUGGAGAGGUGGGGAAAGGCUGCUGCACUGCUCUUAAAGCCCUUGGAGCCAUUGUGUGCAUCACAGAGAUCGACCCCAUCUGUGCCCUGCAGGCAUGUAUGGAUGGAUUCCGAGUGGUCAAGCUGAGCGAGGUCAUCCGGCAGAUGGACGUGGUCAUAACUUGCACCGGUAACAAGAAUGUUGUUUCCAGAGAACAGCUUGAUCGGAUGAAGAAUGGCUGCAUUGUCUGCAACAUGGGGCAUUCCAAUACUGAGAUAGAUGUGGCAAGUCUACGUAGCCCUGAACUGACCUGGGAGAGGGUCCGCUCUCAGGUGGACCACAUCAUCUGGCCAGAUGGAAAGCGGGUUGUUCUACUGGCAGAGGGUCGCCUCUUAAAUUUGAGCUGUUCUACAGUGCCUACUUUUGUAUUGUCUAUCACCGCUACAACCCAGGCCCUGGCCUUGAUUGAGUUGUAUAAUGCUCCAGAAGGACGGUACAAACAAGAUGUCUAUCUUCUGCCCAAAAAAAUGGAUGAGUAUGUGGCCAGUUUGCACCUGCCAAACUUUGACGCUCACCUGACAGAGCUUUCUGACGAGCAGGCCAAGUACAUGGGGCUCAACAAGAAUGGCCCUUUCAAACCUAAUUAUUACAGGUAUUAAUGAGGAUGUCUGAUACUCAGCCAACACUUGUCCUGGGAAAAACAGAGAUAUCUAUUUUAUUUUCUAAAAACUGCUACAAAAUGGAGGAAUUAUUUUACUUAAGCUGAAUGUAACUUAUUAAACAGCACCUCAGAUGUAGUGUUAAAUAUUUCAGAGUAAUACAUAUCUAGACAGCAUAUAAUAUAUAAUCAGCUAACAUGAUGUCUUGUCUUUACAAACAGCCUGCUUGCAUGUGUUGAUGUGUAAUUAGUUUAUGUUUCUUGAUCACAGAGCUGUCAAUUUAUAUGUUUACUCUAUUUACGCACAGUGCCAAAUGAUGGCCGUAUAUAUGAAACUAAAAAUACCAUUUAUGUUUUGUUUGUCAGUGGCAUUAAUAAUUUAUGGGCACAUUCCUUAAGCCAGAUGUUAGGCUAAGCCAAAGGAAACUGUUAGGAUGAACAUUGUUUUAGGAUUUUUUUUACAGUAUAUGCAUGAAAUAAUCUCGUUAAAUAGAAUCUACCAGCAGGCUCUAAAAAAGUAACAAACGUAUCCAAGAAAGAUGGCACUAAUUAUCUGAACAGUAUGACUGAAUGUUGUUUAUUGAAAACUGUUAUAGACUAGUAUUUUAUUGUAUUUCUAAUUCUGGCUUGUGAAGCUUUAAAUCAACACUGUCCG
This is a messenger RNA of Nematolebias whitei (Rio pearlfish), 2495 nucleotides long. RefSeq names its product adenosylhomocysteinase-like 1 (gene ahcyl1). The record is from RefSeq and is a predicted model, not a curated record. The transcript has 17 exons. Gene Ontology annotation, cellular component: cytosol. Bases 165 to 1841 code for a protein of 558 amino acids. Gene Ontology annotation, biological process: L-methionine cycle. NCBI's taxonomy places the organism in Eukaryota, Metazoa, Chordata, Actinopteri, Cyprinodontiformes, Rivulidae.